CGCUGCCUUUGCAGAGGGCUGUUGAGGGUGUGGUUUUUUCCUUGUUGUGUGUGACGACGCUCCUGUGCUUGCUUAUCACCUCUGCUUUUGCAUCACCAGUUCCAAGCGUAUCAGGCAGUGUGUCCUGGCACGAAGCGCGAGGGAGACGGGAGGUCGGACACAGGAGAGAGAAAUGCAGGCUGUUGGCGGUGUUGGCGGUGUUGGCGGCGUUACGGCCGCUGUUGCGGCGGCGGUGCUUGUGCUUGGCUUGGUUGGCCUGGUCACAGCCGCUGGCAAGCCGCUCUCACCCACCAUCAGCGACUACGAUGAGGUUCAUCUGGACGUGAAUGACAUGCAGCACCGCCAUCGUCGCGCACGACAGCACACCCAACAGGGUCCCAUGCAGGUGGAAUUCUCUGCCUUUGGAAAGGACUAUGUUCUGGACAUGCGCAUGUCCCACGACAUGUUUGGGGACGGCUUCACCAUCGAGCGCCACACAGAUGAAGGGGUCAAGUUGGCUCGUAUGGACAUGCACAUUUUCUUCCGAGGAGAGGUGGCUGGUGAGGAAGGCAGUGAUGUGCGGGCAACGGUGACGGACGGCGUAUUCAAGGGCACCAUCCGAACAGGUGGCGACAUCUUGUAUCUGGAGCCGGCACACCGCUUCUCCCGUGACAUUGCCACGAGCCACGUCGCAUAUUGGGCCUCCAGUGUCAACCUCACCAGCCCACACGACCACGACCAUAGCAAGGUGUGUGGCGUUGACUCGCAUUCGCACGACAGCGAAAUUGAGGCCAUCCUUGAUCGCAUGCGCCGGGCAGACCACAAAUACAUGAAGCAAUACCAGCGCCGGCAGCGCCGCGGGUUUCAGGGCGACCCCACCAAGACCACGUGCCAGAUGGCGCUCGUGUCUGAUCACCGCUUCUUCGCAACAACUGGCGAAUCCGACGCAGGCACCACCGCGCAACGCAUCAACACAGGUAGCGGUGCGGGCGGCUUCUGCUUCACGGAGACGCAGGCGUCGUUCUGCGGCAACGGCGCUCUCGAAAUCAACGAGGAGUGCGACUGCGGGGCUGCGUGUGCGGAGGACCCGUGCUGCAACGAAAACUGCGAACUCAUCAACGGCGCACAAUGCAGCGAGAACUCUGGCCCCUGCUGCAGCAACUGCCAGCUCGUUGGUAUUGACAUGGGUGUCACUCCAAAUCCAGGGGACAUUACUUCGGAUAUUGUGUGUGCGGAGGAGCAAGACUGCUACACCCAACGCUACUGCAUCAAGGACCCGACACUGCUUGGACAGUGUCCGGAGGUGCAUUACCCGUACCACAACGACACAGAUCCACCCAACUGCCGCGGGGACGCGAGUGUGUCGCAGUGCGAAGUGAUCCUUGACGCCAACAACGACUACACCUUCCACAAACCCCUCGGCACAACCUGCAACGAGGGAUCAAACAUCUGCGUCCUCGAAGGCUGCGCUGGGUCUCUCUGCUCGCAGUACCAAUCGACAGAUGUGGCUGGACAGAUGCCCUCUCCAGGAUUUAACACUUCCGCUUAUACACCGAUUCAGUGCGCGCUGACGGGUGCCAAAGCGUGCCAUGUGGCGUGUGAGUUCCAGCAGGGCGUGUGCAACAGCACCAUCGACUAUGCGACAACUCCACAUGGCAUGAACAUCACCAAGAACGGCGUGCCAAACUCAGAAGUGGAGCCCGCCCUUCGCGCCAGUGGUCGCUCGUGCAACAACUUCCAAGGGGUGUGUACGCCGGAUGGGACGUGUUUUGAAUCGUCGGCUGCCACGCCCCUCGAUAUCUUCCUCAGUGGCUCCACACUUGAUUGGAUCAUCUCCCACUGGUACAUCACAUGGGCGGUGCUUGUUGGCAUCACGCUUGGCGCCUUCAUCAUGAGGGCCUACUCGCGCAAGCAGGGCGGGCGGAUUGUAAUCAAAGAGAAGGACACAGACGAGCGAAAAUCGCUCUGGCAGACGCUCGCCCGCCGCUCAAAACGUGGUGGUCACGUCAAGCGAGACAGGCAGAAGAACAAGGUUGUGGUUGAGUUGCAGCGUCAGACAGACACGGCGCCAAACGAGGCCCUGUAUCGCUUGAAAACGCUCUUCCCGGCAGCACCAGAUCAUGUCAUGCAGACGGUGAUCAAGUGCUCGCCGCACGAGGAGGCGGCCGUGUUUCGUCUGCUGCAUCUCGGUUACGCCAUGCGCAAACUCGACGACUACAAGUUCCUCGCCUUUGCCGGCAAGAAGUUCCGACAGGACAUGCGACGACACCGACUGCAGCAAAUUCAAGCACAGGAAUCAACACCUCACCAACAAGUGCAAAAGCCACGGCGUGUUGUUGGCUUUGCACCAAACAACAACCAGCAAGGGCGCGCGUUGCAAGCGCGGCAGGGCCAGCGUGUUGUUGGCGUGAACACGCCCAAGCAGCAGCAACAACGUCAACCGCAGCAACAACAACAACAGCGGAGAGCGAGAGGCAAGCGAUAAGAGCAAGACUGCUGCUUCAUCAACCGUUUGCCACCUUGUCGUUCGAUGACCUGUGUGUGUGUGUGUGUGUGUGU
Molecule: messenger RNA, 2538 nt
Organism: Salpingoeca rosetta
Lineage: Eukaryota; Choanoflagellata; Craspedida; Salpingoecidae
Exons: 22
Coding region: 173-2464 (763 amino acids)
Biological process (GO): membrane protein ectodomain proteolysis; Notch signaling pathway
Cellular component (GO): plasma membrane
Molecular function (GO): metalloendopeptidase activity
Source: RefSeq, a predicted model, not a curated record